GAGACGCAUCAAAUCCUGAGCCGUCGACACCUCAUGGCGUUCUGCUGCGUAGGAAGUCCGCUGGAUGAAAUGAAGCGGCUGGAGAAGUUGCGUGAGCGAGAUCCGGAGUCUGCAGAAAACUUAGUUGCCAACGGGAAGUUGCUCGUCGACUUUGUGCGCAAUGGGAAUCUGCGAGCAUUGCAGUGCGCAGCGGAGCAUCUCGGGGAGGGUCAAAUGCUGAUCUUUUAUGCCGUGCGGAUGUUUCGAGAGGCCUGUGCGGGUAGAAGAAUGGAUAUCCUGCAGUUCAUGCUGCUGAACGGCUUCGAUCUCCAACAGAGCUACAUGAGAGACAUCCUACACAGCGUCAUCGAGAACGUCGACAGUCCACAAAGUGCGGAGGCUGUGCAGCCACUUAUUCGCUUCCUUCUGGAUGCUGGUGUCGAUGUCAAUUGGCAAAGGAAGGCGGAUCUCUACACUGCUCUGCAUGUUGCAUGCUGUAAGAACUUGUACCCCAUCGCGUAUUUGCUGGUUCUUUAUGGCGCCGACGUGAAUGCGAUUGCUGCGGAUGAUUCCAUGCCACUUGUAUGCGCGAACAAUAUUGGAUACUCGACCCCUCUCUCGAAAGGUGACCAGACGCAGAAGGAGCUGCUCGUUUCUUUUCUAAUUGAUAACCAAGCACCACAGCAACGGGUCCUUAGCUUCUCGAGUAGCUUUGGCAUUCAUUGCAGCAUCGAUGACUCAACUGACCAAGAACACCAAGCUGGUCUCAUGUUUGACACGUCAGACCCAAGUGGUAGUCUAUAG
This is a messenger RNA of Phytophthora infestans T30-4, 783 nucleotides long. RefSeq lists its product as uncharacterized. The coding region runs from base 34 to 783 and encodes 249 amino acids. The record is from RefSeq and is a predicted model, not a curated record. Gene Ontology annotation, molecular function: protein binding. The transcript is spliced from 4 exons. NCBI's taxonomy places the organism in Eukaryota, Oomycota, Peronosporomycetes, Peronosporales, Peronosporaceae.